Vollenhovia emeryi is the source of this 1162-nucleotide messenger RNA. Its product is annotated as thioredoxin domain-containing protein 9. Gene Ontology annotation, cellular component: cytoplasm. Gene Ontology annotation, biological process: microtubule cytoskeleton organization. NCBI's taxonomy places the organism in Eukaryota, Metazoa, Arthropoda, Insecta, Hymenoptera, Formicidae. The transcript is spliced from 4 exons. The record is from RefSeq and is a predicted model, not a curated record. Bases 215 to 856 code for a protein of 213 amino acids.
UGACCCACGCUUUCGCAAUAAUCGCAAUCAGUAAGUGACAUAUUUCUAUAUAUGGUUAAGAAGUGCCUUGUGAGUGUACAAAAGCGCGUUGAAGAUCGAGUUAUCACCAAGUUGAGAAGCGAAGCUUUCGCCGAGCGUUAAACGAGCAAAUUACCGGUAAGGAUACUGACGGACCCGCAAAAGUAUCCACGAGUGUUUCCCGAUUGACGGCAGUAUGGAGACUGUACUUCAGCAGAAAGUCAUAGAGGUUGCCAGCCACGUUGAGCAGCAGUUGGACGCGGAAUUGGAGAAGUUAGACAAGUUGGAUAUCAACGAUUACGAAAAGAUACGCGCGCACAGAUUGAACGAACUGAAGCGGAUGCAGAAACGAAAGCAGGAUUGGCUGGCUUCGGGCCAUGGAGAAUAUGCUGAGUUGUACGACGAGAAAGAGUUCUUCGAAGUAUCAAAAAAGUCAGAAAACAUAGCUUGUUUAUUUUACAAAGAUGACUCGCCGCGAUGUAAAAUAGUGGAUCAUCAUUUCAAGAUUCUUGCGAGGAAACAUAUCGAAGCGAGAUUCUGUAAACUGAAUGUUGAGAGGUGUCCCUUUCUCACCGAACGAUUACGGAUCAAGAUUAUACCUACAAUUGCGUUAAUUGUGAACGGCAAAACCAAGGAUUAUAUCGUGGGCUUCACUGAAUUAGGAAACUGCGAUGAUUUUUCUACAGAAACGUUGCAGUGCCGUCUUGCACAAUCUGGCGUGAUCAAUUAUGAUGACGAUCUGCAGCCUUCGGAAACCGGCAAAAAGUCACUUAUACUUAAGCCUUCAAAACCCAAAACCAUCAAGGGACGCAGCUCAGAUGAUUCUGACGACGACUGAGGUCGUACAUCCAGAUAUAAAAGUUUAUGCAUAUUUGUUCACAUCUUUCUCAUCUUGAACAUUAUGUUUUUGUCUCGUUUAAUAGAGCGAGCUUUUAUAAUAAAGUUUAUGUUUUAUAUUUUGAUACUCGGAAUGUAUCUAAUUUUUUUAGCAUAAUAGUUAAAUUUCUAUAUGUUAACAAUUUUUGAAUUAUUUUUAUAUUAAAAUAUUUCAAUAGUAAAUUAAGAGAUAUUGUUAGCAGUUGAAAAACGAUGUUUUUCGUAAUAUCUAUACAAUUCAAAAUAAAUUAUAGUUUCAACACGUAAA